AUGGGGAAAAGCAAGCGUAAAGAGCGUAAAGAGAAGGUAAUUCUUCCACCGGAGCUUCCACCGGAUGUCCCCGAAGAGGAUGUCGUAUAUUCCGACGAGGAUGAGAAGUUCGUCAAAGAGAACGCUGCUGCAUUGGCCAAAUUUGCCUCUCGAAUCGACACCGACGCUAUUGACAAGCAAUGUGGUGGUAGAGUGAAGAAAGCGGAGGAAAAGACAGUGGAGGAUAAGUAUGAAGAAGUGCGAUCAAAGAAGAAGACGCAUCAGGAAGAGAAAGGGAAUAGCAACGAGAUUCUUGUGGAUCCUGCUGAUGUGCUUCCUAUCAAGAGUUUAGAUGGAAAACUCCACUAUCGAACAGUAACAAAGAAAUCAAAGCUAGCUGAAGUGGACACAGAUGAAGCGGAUAUGGACAUUCCUGAGGAUGAACAUAUAUUGAACAAAUCUCAAAGGAGAGAAAAAGCUAAAAAGAGUAAAAGGGAUGCAAAGAAACAUGACAAAGAAUUGCCUAAAGAGAUUGUUCAAGAGGAGGAAACACCCCAAGCAGCAGUUCUGGCAGAAGUGAAAGCAGAACUAUCUGCUGAAGAGACGUUUGAGAAUAAGAAGAACAAACUUGCGGAGUUGGGAAUGCUAUUGCUUUCUGGUCCAGAGGCAAACAUAAAAUCCUUAAAGGAAAUGUUAGAUAUCUCCAAAGAUGAGAAUCCGAAGAUGGUGAAACUUGGCUGGUUAUCUCUGUUGGCCGUAUUUAAAGAUAUUAUUCCUGGCUACCGGAUUCGACUUCCUACAGAAAAGGAGCUCGAGAUGAAGAUCUCAAAGGAAGUAAAGAAAACUCGGUUCUACGAGUCCACUUUAUUAAGAGCCUACAAGGCAUUUCUGCAGAGGUUGGUUGCAUUUGAAAAGCAGCCAGAAUACAACCAAGUUGUCACUCGGUGCAUGUGUACAUUGCUGGAAGCAGUUCCUCACUUCAACUACCGUGAAAAUCUGUUAGCUUUUGUUGUCAGAAAUAUUAGCUCCCCAGAUGAAGUCGCGAGGAGACUCUGUUGCUCUACUAUUAGGUCUCUUUUCACCAAUGAAGCGAAACAUGGUGGUGAGCUAACAAUGCAAGCUGUACGCUUGAUUGCUGAUCUUGUCAAAUCUCAGAAUUGCCAACUUCAUCCUAAUUCUAUAGAGGUGUUCAUGUCCAUACGCUUCGAUGAGGAUAUUGGGAAGCGUGACAGGGAGGUUGAUAACAAGAAGAAAUCUAAGAAAAACAAUAAAAGAAGUAACCAGGAGGAGCAAAAUCAAGUGCAGGAAAAUGAGAGGAAGAAAUCCAAGCGAGAACUGACGUCUAAGAUCAGAGACGAGGUUCAUGCUGAUUACAAGACCUAUGUACCGGAUGCUACGGAGCGGAGAAAGAUGCAGACAGUGACUCUUUCUGCUGUUUUUGAGACCUAUUUCCGUGUCCUGAAAAAUACAAUGUAUUCAGUUUCGCUCCAUAGCGAAAGCACAGAAGAAAACACAAUUUCGUCUCCGGGUGCAUUUGGACCACACCCUUUGCUUGCAGCAUGUUUGGAUGGGUUGGCUAAAUUCACCCAACAACUGGACUUGGACUACAUCGGAGAUCUCAUGAACUAUCUAAAGAAGCUUGCCUCUAGCAGCAGCGUCUCCAACAACACAAAGAAGAAACACUCGAGACAGUUAACAGUCUCUGAACGCCUGAGGUGUUGCCUUGUCGCCUUCAAAGUCAUGAGGAGCAACUUAAAUGCCUUGAACGUUGACUUGCAAGACUUCUUUGUCCAGCUUUACAACCUCCUCCUCGAGUACCGUCCUGGAAGAGAUUCAGGUGAAGUGUUGGCUGAGUCUCUGAAGAUAAUGCUGUGCGAUGACAGACAUCAAGACAUGCAGAAAACUGCCGCUUUUGUAAAACGUUUAGCCACAUUCGCGCUAUGCUCUGGAUGUGCCGAGUCUAUGUCUGCGCUUGUCACCUUGAAAAUUCUCCUCCAAAGGAACGUCAAAUGCAGAAACCUUCUAGAGAACGAUGCUGGAGGCGGCUCUGUUUCCGGCUCAAUCGCAAAAUAUCAGCCAUAUGCGACGGAUCCUAACUUAAGCGGGGCAUUAGCAACAGUGCUCUGGGAACUCAAUCUCUUGACAAAACAUUAUCAUCCGGCGAUCUCAACGAUGGCUACAACGAUCUCCAACAUGAACACUUCUCAAAGCCAAACGUUUCUCUCUGCAGUGACUCCACAACAGGCGUUUGCAGAUUUCUCUCUUGAGAAAGAAUCGUUUGACUCUAAGAACGAGUCACGGAAAUUCAACAACAAACGGAAACGAGAUGGUGGUGAAGAAGAAGCCAAGGAUGUUUCCGAAAUCGACAUGGAAAUGGUCAGCAAGAAAUUGAAAGAGAAUUUUACGAUUAUUCGAGGUAUAAAAGAGGACGAGAGAUUGUAUUUGCUCGAAGAAAAAGAAAAAGAAAAAGAGGACAAGAGAAAGAUGAUGGAGUUGCAGUCAGUGAACGAAAAACCAGUCAAGAAACUGAGUAACGUGGUGAAGAAGAAACUUAAGAGCCCUAAAUCCAAGAAAGUUUGA
Molecule: messenger RNA, 2559 nt
Organism: Microthlaspi erraticum
Lineage: Eukaryota; Viridiplantae; Streptophyta; Magnoliopsida; Brassicales; Brassicaceae
Source: the annotation of a GenBank genome assembly